UCGACGUCGGUGGGCGAGGUGUCUGCGCUUCGCUCUCUCGCGCGUUUCCUUUCCAAGUUUCUCACCGAACUCCGAGAGGCCGCGGAGCAUGUCCUGACGAGGGAGAGCGGAAGGGAGAGCUCGCGAGAGAGAGGAGGCAUCGGUUCCGGGGUCGAGAUGGCGGGCGGGCAGCAGCAGCCGGAGCAGUACACGGUGCCGCGGCUCGCCAGGGUCUUCCACGACCUGCCGCACCUCAACGUGUCCCUGCACUCCGUCGACAACACCUUCGACCCCCACUCGGAGAUCUACCUCGAGAGUCUGGGCAUCCUCGGGAGCGUUCCGGCGGCCUGGCUCAUCCUGACCUUGCUGGUGCUGCUGGUGUACCUGGUGACGCGAUGCUGCGAUCGGAAGCCGCGGCCUCGGAGGUCCAUCGCCCUGCUCAAGUGCUCGCUGGCCAUCCUGGCUGUGCUCUGCUGCGGCGCCGUCGCCGUCGGCCUCUACGGUAACGACGACGUGCACAACGGCCUGGUGCAGUUGGUGGCCGCCGCCAAGAACGUCGACGGGAUCGUCGCGGCCGUGAGAAACCAGACCGACACCAUCGAGGUCACCCUCAAGAGGAACGUGCAGACGCAGCUGACCGCCCUCGGCGACACCUUCGACGCCCCGGUCAGCAACAAGACGGUCCUCGGGGUCCUCCUGGCGGCCCUGAGGAACAUGCAGCAGAACACGAGCAUCGCGGCGAAUCGCAGCUUCGAGAUCAAGAGGCCCCUGAGCGGCAUCGGCCUGGCGGACGCCAUCGGCACCGGCGAGAGGAUCGAGCAGCUGCGCUGGCCCGUCACCAUGGCGGCCCUUAGCGCCCUCCUCGUGCUCUGCGUGGUGCUCCUCUUCGGGGUGGCCCGCCACUCCAGAUGCGCCCUCAUCACGUUCUCCGUCUUCGGCCUCUUCGCCGUCAUCGUCUCCUGGCUGAUGGCCUCGCUCUACCUGGCGACCGCGGUGGCCCUGGGGGACCUGUGCGUCGCGCCGGACGGCUACCUCGCCCGGGCCGUGCCGUCCACCCUGGCCUCGGAGGUCCUCUCGUACUACACGCACUGCGAGAACGCGCGCAGCAACCCCUUCACGCAGCGGCUGCGGGACGGGCAGCGAGCCGUCCUCAACAUGCGGCAGAACCUUAACGUCGUGACGCCCCUCGCGGUGGGCCUCUACACGGACCAGCAGCUGCAGCCAGAGCUCAACGGCCUGAUGACCGAUUUCAAGACGGUCGACCGACUCAUGUCCGGCCUGGCCACCCUCCUCGACUGCAAGCCCCUGCACAAGCAAUACGUCCACGCCGCCCGGAGCCUCUGCCACCUGGGACUGUACGGACUCACCUUCAUGCUGCUGGCCAGCCUCGCCGCCGGCCUCUUCUUCACGGUGCUUGUCUGGGUCGACUCCCACACGUGGAUCUACAUCCGAAAGCGAAGGGAUUACCACCAGGUGGACGAGCAGGACCCGUACCUGCCCCCGUCGGCGGCCUCGCAGGCGAUCGCGGCGCGGACUCUUCGAGGCCAAGGGUCGUACCCGCCUACAGCCCCUCCUCUCGUCUCGAAUCCUCGCGACGUCCGUAACGCGAUCGAGCAGCCUCUCCUGCUAACGCCGCCCCCGCCGUCCUACGCUACUGCGACCGCUCGAGCGCGUCGGAUGCACGAGAGCAUGCUCAAAGGUGGGGGCGUUAACGGGGGCGGAGGAGGGGAUCACAAAUCGGCUCAGCAUAAUCAGCAGUCGGCGAGUGGACGAGCCGAGCACCGUUCCGGACUCGGAGAUCAACCUGGCCAGUACGCGACUCUGAGCAAGCAGUGCAAGACCUUGGAAUCGAGCGACUUCUACUGAGGGCACGCCCCCUCGGGGCCCGGCAGGGAGCCGCCCUGGACGCCGAGUGUGGCGUCGUUCACCGGGACUCUGUCCCACAACGCCCACGGACCCGCCCAUCUGGCUACGUUCCAGGACUCGAGGAAGACGCAGACCCUGGACCCGAAGAACCUGGCGAACCUGAAGAGGGGCCCGACCCCGGCCUGGAACCAGAGCCGCCCCCUGCCGCCGAACCCGACGAGCCAGCCCACCUGGGAGUUCGAGUCCCGCUCCCAGACCAACAUGAACCAGUUCCGCUCGCUCGUCCGCAACAAGGCCCCGAACAUCCGCGUCCAGGACCAGGUCAAGACCCUGGACCGGAACUUUGCCCGCGGCCAGUUCAACGGGACCGGGCAGAACAGCGCGGUGCCCAACAUGUACGGGACCUACAACCGGGCCCAGGCCCGGCAGGAGAAGCCCGUGGCCACCCUGAGCCAGGUCCAGGGCAGCGACCCGAAUCUCUACGCCGUAACGGAGCUGUAAGGCCCCCGGAUACGGCGUAUACAUAGGCAUAACGCGAGGGAGAAACCAAAAGACCCGACCUUUUUUACGUCGUAUACGCGUAGGUCUAUAUACAUAUGUAUACAUAUUAUAUAUAUAUACAUCUUUUACGGUUUAUCCAAAACUUGGCGAUCCGUAGGCUUAGAGUCCAAAGUCGUUCGCGUCGGGGCCGCGCCAAGGUUCGGGCGCUUUCGUUUUCCCCUCGCUAGAGCUCGAGGGGAGGAUCCCUCGAAUAACGAAUACUGCCAAUACUCGGCCGACUUCCCGCGUAUCAAGUACAAACGAACCCGAGGCGAUCUCUCGCCUCUCCCGAGGGAGACGCUCGUUCUUUUCGUCGAUCUCGAGGCCCGCGGGCUCCGCGGCGCGGCGCGGAGCCGAUCUUGUACAUACCCGGUCGAAAACUUAAGACUAUCGCGUUAACGUGUAAAGUGUGAUAACUUUAAUCAUCUACGUGUCCGGAAAGACUCCGAGGUAUUUCCCCCUGUAAAGAUACGCCGACUGUAAAUAACUGUAAUAUUUAUUGACGCGAAAGGUCUAGAGAAGUAGUUAGCGAGUAAUACGGCACAGUCGACGGCUCGGUUUCGCGACGGAAAUCCACCUCGUCGGGGGUUUCCCGCGAAACGGGCGGAAAGGGAGAGAGAGAGAGAGAGUAUUUGCUACGAUUAAGGAGGCGACGUUACGAGAGGGAGGUCGUUUUUAGCAGGUAAAACAAGGAAUAGUGUCCUAGUCAGUAAACCGAGUUGCGCGUCUUCGUUUUAGGGAAGAGACACGCUGGACGAGCCAGCGAGUAUAUUAUAUAAAAUAUACAUAAAUGUAUAUCUCUUGCCAAAUUUGACCGGCGAGGGAUCGUCGUUGGCGCGAGCGCCAAACGGUCGGCAAGGGAGACGGUCCGAUUUUCCCUCGAGCUCGCCGAGUUCCAUCGGCCUCCGGAGUCCGCGACCUUUCGACGGAACCCGGGCGAGCGACGAGGAUCGAUUUCGAGGGGCCUCUUCCGACUCGCGACCUCGUCGGGGGUCGGUCGCGAGCGCGAAGGACCUCGUCGCGCCAUAGUUACCGUUCGAGCUAGUAGUUCCUAAGACCUCUGCCCCGAGUCGUCCUUCGCGACCGUUUCCCCGUUUCCCGUUUUUACGUAUUUUUACUCGUUUCGAUGUACUUUUGACGCGUCCCGACGUCGUCGGGGUGAAUCGGACCGACUCGACGGACGCGAGGAGGGAAAUAAAGAUACAAAGUACUGA
Messenger RNA from Orussus abietinus, 3599 nucleotides. It is a transcript of the gene tty, whose product is annotated as protein tweety. The record is from RefSeq and is a predicted model, not a curated record. NCBI's taxonomy places the organism in Eukaryota, Metazoa, Arthropoda, Insecta, Hymenoptera, Orussidae. Gene Ontology annotation, cellular component: plasma membrane. Bases 157 to 1845 code for a protein of 562 amino acids. The transcript is spliced from 9 exons. Gene Ontology annotation, molecular function: intracellularly calcium-gated chloride channel activity; volume-sensitive chloride channel activity.